AAAAAAGCCUAAUUUUCUAACAAAGUGGCCAAACUGCUAAUGAACGUAGAGAAAAGCGUUUACCUAUCUUCUGCAUUAACAUGGACGUAAAUCUGUCAUUUUGAUAAUUAUAUAGUUAAGGUUAUAAGCAACGAAUUAUUGCAAUAUUAUUUAAGUUUUAUCAAGCAUGUUUAUUUAAUGAAGCUUGAUAAUAAUUAUCACUGAACGCAUGAAUAAAAUUUUGCAAUGCAAAGGCUUAAUCUUGGGAUUCUAAAUUGGUGACGUUAUGGAGCUAAAAGUAUGGGUAGAAGGAAUACAGCGUAUUGUAUGUGGUGUUACAGAAACCACUACAUGUCAGGAUGUAGUAUAUGCUCUUGCCCAUGCAACGGGCCAAACAGGUAGAUUUACUUUAAUAGAAAGGUGGAGAACUAACGAGCGUCUUUUAGCUCCAUAUGAGAAUCCUUUAAAGAUUCUGAUGAAAUGGGGAGAAUAUUCUUCAGAAGUCCAGUUGAUAUUAAGACGUUCUACCCCAGAAAAUAAUAAGGCUUCUAGUUCAUUAGGAACUCGUUUAAACCAUGGUACACGAUCAAAUGGUGUGAUGAGUUCUGCCUCAGAACAUAAUAGUGCACAAGAUGAUGCUAAAAAUACCACAACCCCAAAUUCCGAAUUUGAUGACUUACAAGGAUGUCUUGAUAGAAAUCGUGACAUCAGAAAAUCAUUAACGUUUGGAGGAUUACAUGGACAUGUUAUGGAAAAUAAUACAGAAAUUCCGAUGGAAAAUGUUGCCAUAGUUCAACCUACGUUGCAUUUAAAAAAUAAGGAAUUGAAUAUAAGAAAAAAUAUGCAAAAACCAGCUCAAUCUCCUACCCGUGCUAGUAGCAGUGAAAGUAACACACAUUUAUCACAAAAGAAAGUGCGUGAAGUUCCCCCAUAUAGGGAUCCUCCAGGUCCAGCUUCACCACCUUUAAGAACUUUACCCCCAUACAGAGAUCCUCCACCACCUAAUUUAAAUAGUCCUGGAAGAUCACAGUUUCAAUCUAGUACAAAUAUUGGAAGUCCUCAUGUUCAUAAAGAAGAUCAACCAUCUUCCAGUAAUUCUGUCAAACUAAAGAGAAAUCUUAUUCAGGAAUUUCAAGAAACAAAAGGACAAGCUCAAUCUGUAAACCAAUUAUCUGGUCAAACUCAAAAUAUGGUUACAGUUGCUUACACUCAACGCUAUGUUGAACUUAUUAGACUAGUCAAUAAACAACGUGAUACUAUUAAUGCACAGCAAGCGGAUCUUACUAAAUUUGAUGCUGAAAUAUUGUAUUGGGAAACUAAAAAUAGAGAACAAAUGCAUCAGAUGGAUUUCAUUUCUCAGGAAGUAAAUCGCAUGGAAACUACAGGACGUCUUAUUGAAGAACAGUUAAAAGAACUAGCACAUGUCGAAGAAGAAAGUGAAAUAGUUAGACAACAAGAAAAGACAUUAAAAUCAGAAAUUACUUUACUGAGAUCAAAACUUGCGAAUUGUGAAACAGAAUUACUUCAGUGCAAAAAUAAAAUUAGAUUAGUUAUGGAAGAACUUGCUAUAGAACAACAUAAUAUAAGUCGUGAAACAGAUGAAAGACAAAUAAUGGAACGUAAAAUCAUUACUGAAGUCGAACAUCUUCAAAAUGAAGUAGAACAAGCUAAACGUUCUGCUGAACUAGCUUCCCAAUGUGCGGAAACAUUAAAAUUGGAAGUAGUAAGUUUAGAGUCAGCAAUUGUUGAGAAAAAAUUACAAGUAGAACGAUUAGUAGCGGAUAUGAAAGAAGCUAAUUUACAAAGUCUUGCUGUUGCUUGUCAAGAUGAACAAGUCAAAUCAUUAUUUGAAGGUACCCAUAAACCUGGUAGUACGCGUAAAAUGAUAGGUUCACCAAGACAAUUGGAGACUGCGGUACCUACGAGUAAAAAUCCACAUGGUGUUUGGGUAUAAACAUAUAUUAUUCGAUAUACUUUAAGAUAUCGAACGUAAUAUUUUUUAUUUUUAAUACAGUAAACAAUUAAAUAUUUCAUGUAGGGUUACAUGUGCAGUUUGCACCUCUAGUAAAAUCAAUGUAAGUGAACAAGAUAUUUUACUUUCGUACUGUUUAUGUAUACACUAAUUAUUUUUAUCUACUGGCCAUAUAAUUUUGAACAAGCUUAAGUAAUAAGUAUAAGUCAUAUUAAUAGUCUUAAACAUUAUUUGUAUAUAUCCAAGACAAAAGAAAAAAUAUUGGACAAUACAUUUAUCCAAAGUGUCACAAUUAUAAAUCAUGCGACCUGCUUGCAUGAUAUAAUUUAAGUAAAUGUACUUAUAAAUUGUUGCAAAUUUCAUGGAAUUAUUACUUGAGAUAAGAUUAUAUAUUUUCUAUAAUCAAAAUGAUUCUGUGAAUUAAUAGCAUUUACAUAUUGGUGCACUAUACAAUAUUAAUUUAAUUUGCACUUAAAAUAUUAAUGUAGUACACAUAUGUUGUGUAUCUUGUACAUAUCCUUGAAAGCAUGUGAUAAUGAAAUCUGAAAUAUUCUACCCUAUCUUCUGUUGAAGUAAGCUAAUUUACUUCAACUUUAUUUCUAAACAUUUAAGAAUCUACUAUUCAAAUCUCAUUUCAAAAUUGAGUUCAUUCUAUUUUAUCAACCAAACUUAACUCUAUAUAAAAAAUCUGAUUGUGUUUGAUUGUAUGUGAUUCUAGUUUUAAAUGAAAAAUUCACUUCAUUUUACAUGAUAACAGUCUUCGUUGAUUUAUAUGUGCAUAUAAAUUAUAUUAUUAGUGCAUAUCAUAGCAUCUUCACACUGCCAUUAUUAGUAAUGAUCUUUUAAAUAUGAUACUAUGAUUAAGUUUACUUCGUAUGUAAUUUCACUUUUACAAAAUCUACAUACUCUUGGAGUAUGUAAUUAUUUCAUUGUCGAUAAUACUUAUCUGUUUUUUACAAUGUGUCUACCAAAGUGUGUUAAUUUUU
Molecule: messenger RNA, 2937 nt
Organism: Bombus impatiens (common eastern bumble bee)
Lineage: Eukaryota; Metazoa; Arthropoda; Insecta; Hymenoptera; Apidae
Gene: RASSF8
Product: ras association domain-containing protein 8
Exons: 10
Coding region: 266-1933 (555 amino acids)
Biological process (GO): signal transduction
Source: RefSeq, a predicted model, not a curated record